AUGACUAUGAUUAAUUGCACUGAUGAUUAUGAUUUUUACGAAAGUACAGAAAAAUUCCUUCUAGAAAUUUGGUUAUCAUUUUUAAAUGCAUUGUCACGUAUUUUGGCCUUGCCAUUCAUCAUAAUUGGUUUGAUCGCGAAUGCAGUGUCUGUUCGCAUUUUUUCUCAUCGACAAAUGCGUUAUGAGCCACUUAAUUGGAAUUUAUUGCUUUAUUACAGUACACCUUAUAUGUACGCAUCUAUGACAUUAGCUCAAACCCUUAGUGUAUGGAUGACCACAGUAAUGUCAGUACAUCGGUUUGUUGGAGUUUGUUUGCCGUUUAAAGCUCAGUCUAUCCUGACUAGACGUAAUACUAUAUUUUGUAUCACUGCUAUUAUUGUUGUUCCGAUCCUUUUUAAUUCAACACGUUUUUUUGAGGUGCACAUUGAAAGUGCUUGCUAUGUAUCGCAAAUUGAUACAGAAUUACCUGUAUUAGCUGCAACACAAUUACGAAUUAAUGCAAUUUAUCGCAAAAUAUUUUAUGAAUGGGCUUAUACAGUUAUCAUAUUUGCUAUACCUUUUACGAUCUUUAUUACUGUUAAUACAGCAGUUAUUUUCGUUGUUCACAGGUAUUAUUUUUUAUGA
Messenger RNA from Thelazia callipaeda (thelaziosis nematode), 624 nucleotides. Lineage: Eukaryota; Metazoa; Nematoda; Chromadorea; Rhabditida; Thelaziidae. The record is from the annotation of a GenBank genome assembly.